AAUAAACAUGGCUAAUCAACAGAAAGUGAACCUGGGACGUUUGCUUUUCAAAAGAUUGCGUCGUGAGUUGCAAGAAACAGUGAAUUCAAAGGAAAAAUUAGCAGAUGUUCCUGCAUUUCGAUACAUAGUGAGCCAAUUUAGGGAACACCAAGUUACGAGUCAGAAGUUAUGUAAAGGGCAGAAUGAGGUGAUGAUGGUAGGACAAACCUAUCUUUGUAUGCUGGAGAGUUUGCGAAAAUCAGAGGAAUUAGCACAGAGGUACAAAACUACGGAGAGAUCUGUUGAAGAGAGUGCCAACCUUGUAGGACUUAGAACACCUACUUCUCAAUCUGUGGACAAUAAAUAAGCAGAACAGUAUUGGGGAGGGGAGGGGGGUUAAUUGACAAUUUGUGUUGAAGUUAAUCUAUUAACUUUUUUCGUAUACAUUGUGUAAAGAAAAUGUAUAAAUUGAUAUUACACUCUUCUUGCCAAGAUUGAUUGUCAGUUUAUAAAAUACAAGUUGUAAAUAGAUUACUGAUCAUUUAUUUAAUUGUACAAUAUUUAAUAUGCGUAUUUGUGAUUAAAUACAUGUAUACCAAACUUGAAUUAUUAUUAAAGUACAUUAUACUGAU
Molecule: messenger RNA, 611 nt
Organism: Saccostrea echinata
Lineage: Eukaryota; Metazoa; Mollusca; Bivalvia; Ostreida; Ostreidae
Product: protein FMC1 homolog
Exons: 3
Coding region: 8-346 (112 amino acids)
Cellular component (GO): mitochondrion
Source: RefSeq, a predicted model, not a curated record